Rangifer tarandus platyrhynchus (Svalbard reindeer) is the source of this 915-nucleotide messenger RNA. Lineage: Eukaryota; Metazoa; Chordata; Mammalia; Artiodactyla; Cervidae. The record is from the annotation of a GenBank genome assembly.
AUGCGCAACUACAUGGGGCUCAUCGACUCGCUCAUGGCCUACGUCCAGAACUGCGUGGCAGCCAACCGCUGUGACGACAAGUCAGUGAAGAACUGCAUGUGCGUCCUUCACAACCUCUCCUACCGCCUGGACGCCGAGGUGCCCACACGCUACCGCCAGCUGGAGUACACCGCCCGCAACGCCUACACCGAUAAGUCCUCCACCGGCUGCUUCAGCAACAAGAGCGACCGCAUGACGAACAACAACUACGACUGCCCACUUCCUGAGGAAGAGCCCAACCCCAAGGGCAGCAGCUGGCUGUACCACUCAGAUGCCAUCCGCACCUACCUGAACCUCAUGGGCAAGAGCAAGAAGGACGCCACCCUGGAGGCCUGCGCGGGUGCCCUGCAGAACCUGACUGCCAGCAAAGGGCUGAUGUCCAGCGGCAUGAGCCAGCUGAUCGGGCUGAAGGAGAAGGGCCUGCCCCACAUCGCCCGCCUGCUGCAGUCCGGCAACUCGGAUGUGGUGCGGUCCGGAGCCUCGCUGCUGAGCAACAUGUCCCGCCACCCCGCGCUGCACAGGGUGAUGGGGACCCAAGUGUUCCCAGAGGUGACCAGACUCCUCACCAGUCACACCGGCAACACCAGCAACUCGGAGGACAUCCUGGCCUCGGCCUGCUACACCGUGAGGAACCUGAUGGCCUCCCUGCCGGGCAUGGCCAAGCAGCACUUCUCCAGCAGCAUGAUCAACAACGUCAUCAACCUGUGCCGCAGCAGCACCUCCCCCAAGGCUGCGGAGGCCGCCCGCCUCCUCCUGUCCGACAUGUGGUCCAGCAGGGAGCUGCAGGGGCUCCUCAGGCAGCAAGGUUUUGAUAGGAGCAUGCUGGGGACCUUAGCCGGGGCCAACAGCCUCAGGAACUUCACCUCCCGAUUCUGA